Molecule: messenger RNA, 1380 nt
Organism: Brassica napus (rape)
Lineage: Eukaryota; Viridiplantae; Streptophyta; Magnoliopsida; Brassicales; Brassicaceae
Product: isoleucine--tRNA ligase, cytoplasmic-like
Exons: 3
Coding region: 514-1380 (288 amino acids)
Biological process (GO): isoleucyl-tRNA aminoacylation
Molecular function (GO): aminoacyl-tRNA deacylase activity; isoleucine-tRNA ligase activity; ATP binding
Source: RefSeq, a predicted model, not a curated record
AAUACUAAUAUAAUAUUGUUUACAUAAUUAAUUUAACAUAAUUUUAAUUUUUUAUUAAGCAGUAGUGACAUUUUAUGUAAUAUAAAAAUUAGAGCUUGAUCUGCACGUAUGCCCGGAUGUUAGUUUUUACUUUUUAUAAAUUGUUUAGUGACAUUUUUAAACGCAUAAGUUAUUUGUCUAAUUUUUCUUAUUUUAAUAAAGAUAGAUUUAAUAUUGCCAAAAACGGAAACAGGAAAACACGUAAAGCCCAAGCUAUAUAUAUAUUAAGACAAGUCAGCCAAAUCAGAUUUGUUGCCUCCGCUAAGAAAAACCCUAUUUUCUCUCCGUUUCUACUGCGAAAUCGUCAAGUCUCCUCUCUCUGCCGCCGCAGCAGCCAUGGAAGAAGUGGUUGAUUGAUAACUAUAACGAAGAGUGUAGGAUCGUUGUGGAUCUUUACGUGGAGCCGUGGAGGAGUGGGAGAAGGUGAUCACUAGGAGUGGUCGUUGGAUUGAUUUCAAGAACGAUUAUAAGACGAUGGAUGUGGCGUUUAUGGAGAGUGUUUGGUGGGUUUUUGCUCAGCUUUUUGAUAAGAAUCUUGUCUACAAAGGCUUCAAGGUUAUGCCUUAUAGUACUGGACUAAAGACGCCCUUGUCUAACUCAGAAGCGAAAGGGACCUACAAGAACGUUUCGGAUCCUGAGGCUAUGGUGACGUUCCCAGUUAUUGGGGAUCAAGAUAAUGCUGCUUUCGUGGCGUGGACUACUACUCCGUGGACUCUUCCAUGCAAUCUUGCUUUGUGUGUCAAUCCCGAGUUUGUUUAUCUCAAGGUUCGUAACAAGCACAAUGGGAGAGUCUACGUGGUUGCUGAACCUCGCCUCUCAGCUCUUCCCAGCUUUGCUAAUGCUGCUGCUGAUACCAAGAAAGCCAAAGGUGGUGACAGUGCGGCGGCUGAUUCUUAUCAAGUUCUGGAGAAAUUUGAUGGAGCUUCCCUGGUUGGGAAGAAGUACGAACCUUUGUUUGACUACUUUAGUGAUUUCUCAAGUGAGGCCUUUCGAGUAGUAGCAGAUGAUUAUGUCACUGAUGACAGUGGUACUGGCAUCGUCCACUGUGCUCCUGCCUUUGGUGAAGACGAUUACCGUGUUUGUCUUGAGAACAAGAUCAUUGAACAGGGUGAGGGUCUAGUUGUGGCUGUUGAUGAAGAUGGGUUGUUUACUGAGAGGAUUACCCAUUUCUUUGGCCGGUAUGUCAAAGAUGCAGACAAGGACAUCAUUGAAGCCGUGAAGGUCAAAGGCAGAUUUGUUAAAACUGGGAGCUUUACUCACGAAUAUCCAUUUUGCCCUCGAUCAGACACUCCUCUCCUAAAUAGAGCCCUUCCCAGUUGGUAUGCUUCUUGCUUCGUAUGA